Messenger RNA from Ostertagia ostertagi, 900 nucleotides. Lineage: Eukaryota; Metazoa; Nematoda; Chromadorea; Rhabditida; Trichostrongylidae. The record is from the annotation of a GenBank genome assembly.
AUGACUGACAUGGCUUCAACAUCCGCUGGAGCGCUUCGAGCGCUGGCAAUGGAAUUGAAGAACAUCGAGUCGCAACCAUUGGAAGGAUUCACCAUUUCGGCCAGCGAUGACAAUUUAUUCGUCUGGACUGUAGGAAUCUAUGGACCUCCAAAUACUCUAUAUCAGGGAGGAUAUUUCAAAGCUGUGAUACGUUUUCCGCCAAAUUAUCCCUACUCACCUCCGUCUAUGAAAUUCCUCACAAAAGUUUGGCAUCCAAAUGUAUAUGAGAAUGGAGAUCUUUGCAUUAGCAUUCUUCAUCCUCCAGUUGACGAUCCGCAUAGUGGCGAGUUGCCUUGCGAGAGAUGGAACCCAACCCAAAGUGUGAGGACUAUAUUGCUCUCUGUGAUUUCCUUGUUGAACGAACCAAACACUUCCUCACCAGCAAAUGUGGAUGCCUCUGUUAUGUAUCGAAAAUGGAAGGAAGGAACGGAUAUGAAUUAUGCUGAUAUCAUUAAAAAACAGGUUGAACUUUCAAAGGAGGAGGCCCGAAAGGAUGGUGUCACUGUUCCAGAAACCCUCGAAGAGUACUGUAUAAAAUUCCAUCCACAAAGUUGCGAUGAUCAAACCAUGGAGCUUCUUGAUCUAGAUGACGACAUGUGGAUUUGCGACUAUUUCAGUGCCUUUAGCAUGAGUCGGCGACAAAAUCCAUCCGAAUUUUUGAAGCAAAUAAUCGGGAAGCCGGUUGUGGUGAAGCUGAAUUCUGGUGUUGAUUAUCGUGGAAUCCUCGCCUGUCUCGACGGGUUCAUGAACAUUGCGCUGGAACAAACUGAGGAGUACAAUAACGGCCAGCUGCAGAACAAGUAUGGCGAUGCAUUUAUUCGUGGGAAUAACGUGCUGUAUAUUUCGACGUUGAAGCGGUAG